GGGCUUUGCGUAGUACGUUCGCCAGGCUCGGCCUUCCUUUCGUCUGUCUUCCGUCUCCUUCGAGUCCUCGACCUCCCCGACGUUCUCCAGUGAGCUUUCCAGCUCAGCUCCAUCUCCAACUCAGGCAGGGAACGUCUGCAAAGCUUCAGAAAAAAUCAUGAGUGCUGUGUCAACAAUCCGCCGUCGAAACAAGUUGACGAGGAUGUCCUACAAGUUGGUGGUGAUGGGCAGUAGCAGUGUGGGCAAGAGCGCGCUGACCGUCCAGCUGGUCAAGAAUUGCUUUGUGCCUGACCACGACCCCACCAUCGAAGACUCCUACCGCACCCAGUUGAUCGUGGACGGCCAGGCCUGCCAGCUGGAUAUCCUAGACACCACUGGCAACGAGGAACUGCUGAGCCGACGCCAGCAGUUCAUGCGCUGGGGGGAGGGCUUCCUCUGUGUCUAUGCAGUAGAUGACAUCAAGUCGUUCGUGGAUGUGAACAUCUUCCGCGACCAGCUGCGCAGGAUCCGUGACGCCGACCGCAUUCCCUUCGUCCUGGUGGCCAACAAGGUCGACCUAGGUGGUGGCCAGGUAACCUCGGCACUGGGCCAGGAAGCAGCCAAAAGCUACAAGGUGCCCUUCGUGGAGACCUCGGCCCAGACCCGUCAGGGAGUGGAGCACGCCUUCCAACAGCUGGUGAGAGAGGUGCAGCGGGCCCGCGUGGAGGCACUGAGAGUCGUUCCUGAGCCCCCUAGGCGCAGCCAGAGCUGCGCCUGCACCCUCAUGUGAGCGAGUGCUGCACCCGCGAGCAAGUCUCCCCCAGCCUCCCCUGGGCCCUCCCCAGCCUUUCCCUAGCCUCCAGGCCUCCAUCUGGAUCUUUCCUUCUGUACUUCUGUUCUUCUGUGCACCCCUACCAGGAUCUCCCCAGGAGCCUUCCUGGUGGGACUCAUCAACGUUUCUCCACACAGGCUUUUUGGAUUUUUGUUUUCUGUUUGUUUUUUUUAUCUUUGAGAAGGAAUGACUACCUCACUGCUGCUGUGUCCUGACCAGUCAAGAAAAGACUCCCUCCCUCCUCCUGUCACAGCCUCCCCUGGCCACUCUGGCUGCCCAGGCCCCAGAGACAGCCAGGUCCUGGCCACUUUCUCCCCUACCAUGGUCUUCAGCAGCCUCCUCUCCCCUCCUGGGGGCUGGGAGUGGGCUUUUCUUUCUUGGGCUUUCCUUUCCACAGAAAAUCGUGCUCCCCAACAGAGCCCCCGACUCCAGACACCAGGGCACUAGUGAUUUGCCCUCCUGCCCCUGGGCUUGUUGGGGUAGUUGCCUGGGGCCAGGUCACCCCAGCCCUGGGGGUGGCCCAGAAGACCUUGUCUGAGGGGUUGGUGAGGAGCCCUGCCCUGAAGUGACCCCUUCAGUGCCCCCCCCACAAGACCAGACCCGGGGGUGAGGGGUUUGGGUCACUCACAUUGUUGACCCUUAUCCUCCACGAGCUUGUCAUCCUAAGCACUUCCCCUGGGGAGGGUGGGAGAUAGAAUGGGCCUGUCUCUUGCUGGGAGGAAGCCUUGGGUAGAAAAAUGCCAUCAGCGUGACUCCUGCUUUUAUGUUUAAAUAGAUUUGAGUUUUUUGGGAGGAUGCAGUGGCUCAGGGUUACAUGUCUAGUUAAGUGUCAAGCUAAAUGGGUCCUCCUUCUGACUUCAGGGUGAGUGCUUUAUCCACCGUGUCACCUAGCUGCCCAUUAUUGUUGGUGUGAGCUGCACUGUGUUGCCUCCAAGAUAAGUGGGGUUGGGGGGGAGCCCCUGGCUGUGAGUGAGCUCAGCAGAGACUCCCCCAGCUGCAGGUCAGGUGGGGUCUGUCCCCUUGUGACCUGGGCAUCUCUGCCACCUUGGGGGGAGUGGACAAGGGGUGGGUAGGCAACACUCCUGUUUCAGUUGAGAGGACUAAAGAUGUUAAAGCUGCCUGGUUUUGGGGGGGGAUUCAUCUCAA
Phascolarctos cinereus (koala) is the source of this 1957-nucleotide messenger RNA. Its product is annotated as GTPase NRas-like. Gene Ontology annotation, cellular component: membrane. The record is from RefSeq and is a predicted model, not a curated record. Gene Ontology annotation, molecular function: GTPase activity; GTP binding. Gene Ontology annotation, biological process: signal transduction. Lineage: Eukaryota; Metazoa; Chordata; Mammalia; Diprotodontia; Phascolarctidae.